This is a messenger RNA of Culex quinquefasciatus (southern house mosquito), 4500 nucleotides long. RefSeq lists its product as uncharacterized. Gene Ontology annotation, molecular function: receptor ligand activity; epidermal growth factor receptor binding. Gene Ontology annotation, biological process: epidermal growth factor receptor signaling pathway. The transcript is spliced from 6 exons. The record is from RefSeq and is a predicted model, not a curated record. The coding region runs from base 2432 to 3220 and encodes 262 amino acids. NCBI's taxonomy places the organism in Eukaryota, Metazoa, Arthropoda, Insecta, Diptera, Culicidae.
CGCCGUGCUGCAGGAACCACUACAUAUCCGACCAGAGGGGGUGCCAUUUCACCUACACACGACGACGAGGAGCGUGCGCUUGUAUUUGCGGCUGGAGGCGAACGAGGCCCGACUGCACAGGCAAUUCCGCCAUGGGCCUGGAUGCGUUUGCAAGUGGGCUGAUGUGGGAAUUUGCUUCUAGAUGUUAUGGUGCUGGAAAUGGAGGUCGAGUUAAUCAGCCCACCAUCUUGAAGCUCAUCCGAGCUCGUUCGGUUUGCAUGCUGAGCCCGAACAUAGCCCGAAGACGCCCGAAGUUCCUGCACACACCAGCGCACGAGUUCCGAACGAAGAAAGACUGGAGCGACGACGGUGGUGUAAAAAGUGAAUUUUCGAUAUAGCCAUGUCAGUAUGAAUGGAAAUAUGUGUGCAUUGUGAGGUCUGAGAUAGUUCGAUAAAGUUACACAAAUUAUUCGUAUAUUUCUGGCCGUGGAAGCACUUUGGUGUAACAUUUUCGGAGUAUCGCUCCCGUUCCCGGAGUUGAAUCGGAGUGUGUUUUGCUGCGGGAUCUUUGCGUAAAAUGGAAGCCAGAACGAUUGGGCAGCAGCGAUUGUUUAUUUGAGUGCUUUCUCGGAAAAUUUCACUGUUGGUGGUGGCAAACAAUUGACAGUUAUAUUGAAAAGGGGUACGGAGGAGCGCUGAAUCGCGUGUAUGUGUGGUGUUUUGAAUUCUUGCAAAGUGACAGAGUGUGUGAUACGGUGGAUAGGUGCAAUCUGCAGUGCGAGAAUUAACGGGGAGAUAGUGUUUUGCUACAUCGAAUGCCUUUGCAACACGUUGAUCGACGUCCGACCGACUUGCUGUGAGAAUGUAAAGUUCAAUUGGUCUGCGCCGAUAGCCACCUUGAAAUAAUUGAUCGACGACAAUAUUGGCGCAUGCAGCUCGGCACGAAAAACGUAUCGAGAACAUAAUAAUUAGAUAAUAACUAAGACUAGUGGAUCGGUGGGGAAUCGAGAGUGUACACACUAGUGAAGCAAGGAAAAAAACAACAACUAUUUGUGUAUUGAGAAGAAAUAUUACCCUUAAACAGACGCUCGCACUCUCGCGCACACACUCUUUUUAUUUGUGUAAGAGGCAUCUAUUUCUUUUAUUAAUGUAAACAAGUAAAUGUUGAGACAUAUAUCCGAGAUCACAGUGUAAAGUGUUGUGGAAAGAUUUACUAAUAUACGUGAAGAAGGGCAGCAUCUUUGUGAGUGAAGCUGCGGUGAGGGCGAAUCGGAGAAAUUGCUGUAACAACACGCAGAACAUAGUCGAUACCAGGUCGAUAUGUAAAUGCAUCUCCAGGAUAGAAUCGGCACACCAGUCACGGCUGCUGCUGAUAGAUCUGCAAGUUGAAGGUGAUGAGCGAGUGCCAUGCUGUGUAUGCGUGUGUCGGCAGCUUACAAGAAAUUAAUGGUCGAACCUUGUUGUAGACAAUCGUGAAGAGAAGGUACAACACAAACGUGCAAAAAACAAUCGGCGGUGGAUUUUGUUUGAAAAUUGCGGAAAAGAACACUUAAACAAGCCAAUUCAGCCCUAUUAUAAAGGCCAGCAGCAUCGGCGUGUUUCACCAAAGAGCCGAAGAUGAAAGUUAAUAAAAGUGAAACUCGUAUAAUUAAUGUUAAGCACAUAAGUGAGCAAGUAAAAUAAGCUGCGUUACAGUGCUUCUUUCAAUCUGCUUCUGUCGUGUGAUUGAUAUCUUUUGAAUAGCUAGUAAAGUUUAUUCGCCAAAACGAAAGGAAACCAACUCGCGUCUUAAACCCCGGGCCAGAUCGAUUUGCCUCAUUAGUCAGACAAAAAGUAAAAAAAAAAACGGGCCAUGGAAGUACUACCUCUCCGAGUGUGUUUCGGCGAUGGUCCGAAAUACUCGUGGACUGUCGAUUGUAGGCGAAAUGUUUAUCAUUAAACGCCGAUUCGGCACAGUCCGCGCUAAAUCACUUCAAUAGCCGAGUUCCGAAAACUGUUCAUUACCGCCGCGCAUUGAUUCAGCCAGCCAGUGAAGUGAAUCGGAAGAGCCGAAAUAGGAAAGACUAGAAAUAAAAAGUAACACACCAAAAAUAGUUUGAAAUUCGUGUCAACUUCCCAUCCACACGUCAUGUUCGAGAGGAAAAUUCCGAAUCGUCGGUGUGCGAGUGAUGUAAUAAUAUAUGCGGGCGUAAAGUAGUAAGAAAGGUUAGGCGAAAGAAAAAAAACGGUUCGUUGUUUUCAAUGAGCAAUCUGUUGUGUGAGCCACGGAGAAGUAAUAGUUGAUGAAGCGGAGAAAUCUUGCAAAAAAAAAACGGCAUAGCGAAGCUAAAGUAGCAACAACAAAAAAAAGUUAGAGUCAGAGUUGUAGACAACAACCAGAAGAAACAAAAUCACGACUUCACCACACCACAGUUCAGUUCGCGAGAGUCUGAAUGAAACUAGAGCGGCGCGGAUGGAUGAAACCGACAGAACGACGAUGAUCCAUUUCGCAAGAAGCAAUCAUUUUUACAGCAGUCGACGGUACGAGUUGACCAGCGCCGUCGCCACCGCCAGUGACAGCAGAAUGGAUCACCCUAAAAGUAGUAGCACAAUAACCGCCGCACCUACCAGUGGAUUUUUCAAGUUCCUAGCCAGAUUUUCGGGGAGGAGACGGAUAAGUUAUCGGAUACGAAGAUUAUCUAGCCUGUUUUUCCCCUUUGUUGCAAUCUUCCUAAUAUUAAGUACAGUAUCCAGAGUAACAGACGCAUGUUCCAGUCGGACAACUCCUAAACCUCGUCCACCUAGUCCAACGGCUAGACCAAAUAUCACAUUCCACACGUACAAGUGUCCACCGGCGUACGCAGCCUGGUAUUGUCUGAACGAUGCCACAUGUUUCACCGUCAAGAUCGGUGAUUCGUUGCUGUAUAAUUGCGAGUGUGCGGACGGUUAUAUGGGUCCUAGGUGUGAAUAUAAAGAUCUAGACGGAUCUUAUCUGCCAACUCGGCCUCGAGUGAUGCUGGAAACUGCAAGUAUAGCUAGUGGUGCCAUUGUCGCGGUGGUCCUUGCGACGAUAGUUUGUUGCUACAUCUGCGUACACAAACACCAGCAGAAGAAAAGACUGGAACUGGAAAUCGCCAACGGCGGCGUCGACACGGUGGACGGCGUAGCGGUGCUGCGAACGGUGCGGAGUGACCAGCCAAAGCGGCCGUUCGGUUCGCACCACCUGCGGACGAUACCGAUGAGCGAAUCGUUGAAACGAUAGAGACACUAACUAGCAAACAAUCUAAGCAAAACAAAAAAGAUGCCUCCUCGGGAUUGACAAACUAUACAUUGAAAAGACAAAUUGCCUUCAACAAACAACAUACUAAAACAAGAGCAAGAAGCUCUAUUGGACGCCUUAUGGAAAGUUUACAACAAAAAUGGCAACAUGUUUCAGUGCAACUUUAUACUGCCAUAAUCCUAACAACAUUUUACAACAAUCUACCACAUAAGAAUGGAGCAAACUUAACAACCAACAACUAAACAAAAAAGGCGUAUAACAUUUUCUGAUAUAUAACAACAGGUGCCUAUACUACUAGAAUACCAUUUGUGAUCAGGAAAAAGCAAAAAAAAAAUCAAAAACAGAAUGACGUCAUUCAAACAUUUGCAGCAAACAUUAAACUCACGAGCUGAUUUGGAUAAGCUCGUCGGACAUUAAAAAACAGAAACAUUAAACGCAUGCAAGUAAAGUAACCUACAAUACCGUCCCAAAAGGGUUCCAUUUGGCCAACAUGGAAGAAAGAGGAAAAAAUCGUGAUAAUUCAUAAUAGGAUUUAAAUUUUUAUCCUUUUAACCACGCCACAUUUUUUUUAUUGUUUUAAAAAAAAGUUGCCGAGGCGGCCAGGUUGGAUAUUUUAGCUAGACUUGGUAUUUAAUUUCAAUUCGAAACAAGAGAAGUAACAUUAUCUUGCCAAUUUAGGAAGAAAUCGAAAACCAAUUUUAAUCAUUUCUUUAAUGUGCCAUCUUCUCAAAUUCGGAUAUCGUUUUGCGUGGGUUCCGUUGCUUCACGUGUGCUGGCGGGAGAGGUGCGCGCGAAGCAAUAUUCAACUUAAACGCUGACAGAAGAGAUCAAUAGACACACACAUUCAAAAAUGCACCCAACAAACGUCGAAAAAAUAAGUGAAAAGCACGCUCAGUCAGAAUUGUUAGGCCAUUGCUCUACGGCAAAGUAGACGAUUUCUUGUCAAAAAAAAAAAAACUCCCAAAAUACCAGACUAUCACAAUUUCAUGCCAAAACAUGAGAGAUUGUACGCGAUCUUGUCUCUAUUCAACUCCCCGACUUUUCCUCAACCCCGAUUAGUAGCAGCUUACUAUUAUUAUCGAGUUAACUAUUUAAUUAUUUAUUUUAGCUACUUCAUGCCCUCUGUACACUGUUUGAGUUGAGCAUACAUGUUGAAAAUCUAAGAUAAUGUGAUAGUCUGAACGAACAUUGCUGCUUCAGCAGUUGUUCUUACGUAAAAGGCAGUCUCUGAAAGGAAGCGAAAAAUACGACCUGUACAUUUU